UAAGCGAGCUGGAGUGACGCGUUUUCGGGUUGCCCUGGAAACUACCCGCCUUUCCAGCCCAGUGAGGGGAAGACGCGCGGAUUCAAGAUGGAGGAGGACUUAGAUGAGCUCUUGGACGAAGUGGAGAGCAAGUUCUGCAGGCUCGACCCGCUGAGGCUGGGCCAGGGCGAGCGGCCCAAGGGCUACGGCAGCGGCGGCGGUGGCACCCACGGCGACGACGGGAACCAGGCGCAGGCCAAAGAGAAUCUCAGAUCAACAGAAACAUGUAAAAAAGAAGAAGAUCUUGACAGUCUUAUCAAUGAAAUAUUUGAAGAGCCUGACUUUGACAAAAAAUCCUUUCAAAAAUUAAAAUCUAAAUCUGCGGGUCACACAUCUGUCGGAGCUUCCAUUCAAGGCCUCAGCAAAAGUUGCAGUCCAGUGUAUCUCAGUGGAAGCGCUGUUCCAUAUGGGAUUGGAACAAACACUUCACAGAGAGCAUGUGACCAUCUGCGUUGUAUAGCUUGUGAUUUCCGGAUAGUAAGCUACAAUGACUGCAUGUGGGACAAAUCAUGUGAUUACCUGUUCUUCAGGAACAACAUGCCAGAAUUCCACAAACUAAAAACAAAGUUGACAGCGAAGAAAGGGGCCCGAGCGUAUGCCUGCCAGUGUAGCUGGAGGACUGUUGAGGAACUGACUGAACUGCAGGCGCAGGCGCAGCUCCGAUGGGUUUGUGGUAAACAUUAAGAACGCAGAGCUUCAUAUUCAGAUACUGUGUCUGUGAGCGCCACCUCUGCUGGCCAUAGUUAGGUCAUGCUAUUUAGCAGUAUUGUGCCCUUUGGAAAAGGCAGAGUUUCAUUUAACUACACAGAUUUUUGAAGACCAAAUGAAGUGGGGAAGACGGAUGUACUUUGGACAUUUUUUUUGAUAUAUGGGUGUUUCACUUAGUAGAUUAAAAAAAUAUAUUCUUUAUUAGCAUAUCUCAUAUUAAAUGGAAUUUUAAUUGUGGAGUUCCAUACAAAUUUACAGAGUUUCAUUAGCAACUGCAGUACUGACUGCUAAAUGCACUUAGUGAAACAUUCCUCGGGUAUCACUGUGGAAGAGCACAAAGCUGGCCAGGCCAGAGAAGUUGCUGUAUGAGAAUAUUGGGUUCUUCCUGCAGUCUGAUCCAUUAUUGCCAGAGACCAGUUUAGACAUGAGGAAAAUCAAAUGGCUAUUGGUGACCUGAAGAGUCUCCAGGAGUGUAGCUCUGCACAAAGCUCUGCCUCGUAUGUCAUCUGCCUCACCAUCUCAACUCAGUAUUCUGCGUUUUAGCAUACUUCUUCAUCUUUUGCUCAUUUAAAUAGAAAAACCUAUGUAGUUUUCUAUUAGCAAAUAUCCAUUUAUAUAUAAAAGACUUUUUUGAUGCAAUUAAAAUUACAAAAAUCCUAUAAGGAUGUGUAGGGCAUUGUUGGAGUUUCAGGUGCACUCCAGCUAUUAAUUCCAUCAAGUGAGUAUCAGAGAAUUUUUCAGGCAGCCUAUAGACUUUGUAGUAGGAUCAGAUUGCUACAUUACUUGUUAGGUAAAUACAUGAAGACAGAACUAAAGCUUUACUAGCCAGCAGGUCAGCUGUUCGGUUCCUGCCUGAUCCCACCUAGACUAAAGGAACACUAUAAUAGCUGCACAGUCAAGAAAUGAGUUGCCUCAGUUUCCACCGCCCCUCCUUAGAGACUGCAGGGGCUCUCCAAUCUGCCAAAACUGUACCGUGAGUCUGCUCUCCAUGCAUCUCCAUUAUUUGGUUUAAAUACAUGACACAGGGCACUCGGAUAGAGUGUAAGUUUUAGCACAGAUGUGAUCUGCUUGGUUUUAUGCUAACUGCAUCCCAGCCACAUUUAAUCAAUAUUUAUUCAUUAAAAGCCUUGUCCUAGGGUGGGCUUGGAAAUGUAGGUCAGUGGUGGAAUGUUUGCUUGGGUAGCAUUUGCCAAGCUCUAGGUUCAUGUCCUAGUACGGGGUGAGGGGCUUUUUCCCAACUGUGAUACACUUACACACUUGUAAAACUUUAAUCGCAACAAAGGAAGUCUCACAGUGGCUGAUGCUCUUGUUUUGUAUUAAAAUAUGUUCACAAAUGUUAUCUUCCAAUAAAUUUUUUUACUCAAAAUUA
Molecule: messenger RNA, 2116 nt
Organism: Nannospalax galili (Upper Galilee mountains blind mole rat)
Lineage: Eukaryota; Metazoa; Chordata; Mammalia; Rodentia; Spalacidae
Gene: Cfap418
Product: chromosome unknown C8orf37 homolog
Exons: 6
Coding region: 88-723 (211 amino acids)
Cellular component (GO): cytosol
Source: RefSeq, a predicted model, not a curated record